Sclerotinia borealis F-4128 is the source of this 345-nucleotide messenger RNA. NCBI's taxonomy places the organism in Eukaryota, Fungi, Ascomycota, Leotiomycetes, Helotiales, Sclerotiniaceae. The record is from the annotation of a GenBank genome assembly.
AUGGAAGGUUUUAGCCCAGGAACCUUUGGUUCUACUACGCCACACAAAGACCCUGACAUCACCAAUGGUUCAUUGAUGGGUCAUGUCGUGGCUCAUUUCUACGACUUCGAUGGGGACCCGAGGAUUAUUGCGAGUUUCGACUCGAACAAUAUUCAACCUUCACUCGCCAAACAGCAAUCAUCCAGUCACCGUGAAUGCUCCAAGGAAAUAUCAGACUAUAACUUCAAUUUCUCACAAACCCGAGAACGGAUGAUUAGUCCAGGUCUUGAAAAAUCAGACGAUGAUGUUCCAAAUCCUCAUGUUAUUAGGUUUCCAGACAAGAGCUCGCGGAGGGAUGCCGCAUGA